AUGACCUCUCGUGAAGAUUACGUCUACUUGGCCAAAUUGGCUGAACAAGCUGAACGCUAUGAAGAAAUGGUUGAAAACAUGAAACACGUCGCUGCCCUUGGCCAAGAGUUAUCGGUGGAAGAGCGUAAUCUUCUUAGUGUGGCGUACAAAAACUCGAUUGGAGCACGCCGUGCAUCAUGGAGAAUUGUAUCAUCUAUCGAGCAAAAGGAAGCAUCCAAGGGCAACGACUCCCAUGUGGCAAUGAUCAAAGAAUACCGUAGCAAGAUUGAAACCGAGCUACGUGGCGUGUGUGAUGACAUUCUCAACGUGUUGGACACGCAUUUGAUUGGAAACGCUAGCAAUGGUGAAGCCAAGGUGUUUUAUCUCAAAAUGAAGGGUGAUUACUUGCGUUAUUUGGCCGAGUUCCUUACGGAUGAUCAACGAGCGUCUGCUGCGGAUAAAUCGGGUGAUGCAUACGGAGACGCCUUCAAUGCAGCUGUCACUGAAUUAGCGCCUACACAUCCCAUUCGUCUUGGACUUGCACUCAACUAUUCCGUGUUCCACUAUGAGAUCAAAAACAACCCUGCAAAGGCAUGUCAGUUGGCCAAACAAGCAUUUGAUGAUGCCAUUGCCGAACUCGAUACCCUUAGUGAAGAAAGCUAUAAGGAUUCCACCUUGAUUAUGCAACUGCUAAGAGAUAAUUUGACAUUAUGGAUGCAUGACAUGCCUGAUGAGGAAAACAAACAACCCGAGGAAGACAAAAAGGAAGAGAUAUCAGAAGCAGCUUCAUAG
Lichtheimia ornata is the source of this 771-nucleotide messenger RNA. RefSeq names its product protein BMH2. Gene Ontology annotation, biological process: signal transduction. NCBI's taxonomy places the organism in Eukaryota, Fungi, Mucoromycota, Mucoromycetes, Mucorales, Lichtheimiaceae. The transcript is spliced from 4 exons. The coding region runs from base 1 to 771 and encodes 256 amino acids. The record is from RefSeq and is a predicted model, not a curated record. Gene Ontology annotation, cellular component: cytoplasm.